AGUAAAUCCAACAUGGCAGACGGAGAGUCUGUUCGGCGGUAACUAUAGAUCAGAUCUGAGUCUUGGACUGAACCAUGAGGGAGAGACAGAGGAAAAAGAAGGGGAGGACGUGGGCGGAGGCCGCUAAAACGGUUCUGGAGAAAUACCCCAACACACCUAUGAGCCAUAAAGAGAUCCUCCAGGUGAUCCAAAGAGAGAGGCUUAAGGAAAUCAGAAGUGGAACCUCCCCGCUGGCAUGUCUGAAUGCAAUGCUGCACACAAACUCUCGUGGGGAGGAAGGGAUCUUCUACAAAGUUCCUGGCAGGAUGGGGGUCUAUACAUUAAAGAAGGACAUCUCAGAAGUGAAGGAGCUCUCAGAGGAUGGCUCCGAAGAGAGCAGCGACAAUCUGUCCGACUCCCACAGCACAGAGAACAGCAGCAGUGCCAUCACACAGGAAGGCAGGAGAGGGAGGUGGAUGAGAAGAGUUCCCUCCAAGCUGCAGUCUCAGCCGUCCUCUCCUCAGCCUCGAUGCUCGUCGCCAUCAGUCCCCACCAGCAAACUCAUCUCUCCCUCGCAGAAGCACAGCAAGAAAGCUCUGAAACAGGCUUUGAAGCAGCAACAAAAGAGGAACCAGCGGAGACAGGGAGGAAUGCCAACGAGCUCCAAUCCCAGACUGCUCCUGAAAACCAUCAAAGAUAUGACCGACAACAUUACUACAAGUACAGACUUAUGUCAUCCCGUGGUCCAGAGGAAGGUUUCUCAGAGGUCAAGCCGCCUCAGUGCAGGCCAGCUGAGACGUAGCAAGUGUACAAUAGAUGUGGAAACACCAGACUCCAUUUUGGUGAACACCAACCUACGGGCCAUCAUCAACAAGCACACAUUCUCAGUCCUUCCCCACGACUGCCAGCAGAGGCUGCUCAGACUGCUGCCUGAGGUCGACCAGCAGGCCUGCAUGGACGGCCUCCUGAAGGUCACUAGUUCUGCCUUAAAUAACGAGUUCUUCACAUCAGCGGCUCAGUCCUGGAAGGAGAGGCUGGCUGAGGGAGAGUUUACUCCUGAGCUGCAGCUACGCAUGCGGCAAGAGAUUGAGAAGGAGAAGAAGGUGGAGCUUUGGAAGGAGGCCUUCUUUGAGAACUACUAUGGGGAGAAUUCUGGUCUCAGCUUAGAAGAUUCCAAAGAGCUGACUAAGGCUGAUCAGAACCAGGAGUCUACCAGGUCCCAUCAGACUAGAACUGCUGCUCAGGCUCCAGAGGACUCCAGGGGCCCCAAAGACAGCAGACAGACAGAGGCUUCUGUUACGGCAGUGAAAGACCUGAAACCAGCUCAGGAGCCUCUGAAGACCCAGAAAGAUCCGGUCGCCACUACCGAGCCCAUGAAGACACGGCGCUCACACCAGGCUGAGGAGCGCAGGUUAAACACAGCAGCACCACCAGGGCCUGGUGUAGGGGCCGGGGCCACCGUAGUAGGGGCCAGGGCCACAGUAGGGGUCACUCCAGAAACCGAGAAACAGACUGAACCAGCUGUAGUCUCUCAAACUGAACAGGUGCUUAAAACAGAAAUAGAGGAGAUAAAAGAACCCCCACAGUCACCUGGGAUUCAGAGCAGUCCACCAAAGACUAGUCCAGACUUUAAAGAGGAUCAGCCCGUGUCUGGGGUUAAACCUGCUGAGGUGGUCUCAGAGCCCAGCAGGCCCUCAGAGUUCAGUGGUCUCUCAGAGCCCAGUGGCGCCUCAGAGCCUAGUGGCCCUUCAGAGCCCAGUGGCCCCUCAGAGCCCAUUGGGCCCUCAGAGCCCAGUGGGCCCUCAGAGUCCAGCGGGCCCUCAGAGCCACAGAAAAGGAAAUCUCUGAGUGAGGUUGGAGGUGAAGUGACUCCAGAGAAAAGGCCCAGACUGUCCUCAGUUUCCUCCAUGUCCUCGGUGUCUUCUGUUUCACCUCCGGCCUCAUCCAUAUCCAGCCCUGCGACACCGACUUCAACAACAAACCAGAGGGUUCCUCCUCUCAAGAUCCCGGUGUCACGAAUACUCCCUGUCCCUGUGUCACCCAGCCAAGUCUCCCCCAGGACCCCCCUCAGCAGCCCAGGUCGUACAGGUGCCCGUACUUUGGCUGACAUUAAAGCCAAAGCCCAGCUGGCUCGUGCACAGAGGGCGGCGGCUGCAGCGGUAGCGUCGAAGGGAGCGGUGCCUGGUCCAGGACCAGGGGGUGGUCGGAGCGAGUACCCAUCGCCCAGCCCUAGCCCAACAUCCCCGCAGACUCCAACCAGGUUGUUAACCUCUGACAGCAGCAGUCAGACCACUCCGCCUCCAUCACGACUAUCAGACUCUCUAGGUCAGCUCAGUCCUCACCAGUCUCAGUCUGACGAUAAACACAGUGGUCAUCCUGGAUCUGUCAGUGCAGGCUUUCACAAGAGCUCAAACACAUCAACACAACCCCACCCUUCCUCUGUGCAUGUUCUGAAGGGGCAGGAAAACCCACCACCUGCUGUACCAUUGACCAGGAGCAGCUCCUGUAUCCCUGCUAACAACCCUCUGGUCACUCAGCUCCUGCAGGGCAAAGAGGUUCCACUGGAGCAGAUCCUUCCUAAACCACUAUCCAAGGUGGAAGUGAAGAAUGUACCCCUCUGCAGUAAAGUAAAACCAGAGCAUAGGACUGAAAAGCCAGCGUCCUACCAGAUAAAUCCAAUAGGACGAGCCGGAGGUUUGUCUGAAUACAGACCUCACAGAGAACUGCCUGAUAAGGAGACUCAGGAGCAGAUCCUGCAGGCUCUGAUACAGAGGAAAGGCCAGCAGAGCCAGGCAUACGGAGCUCUGGGGUCUCAGCAGCAUCAGUACAAACCCCAUCAGCUGCUGUGUGCAGAUGAGAGUCAGGACCAGUCCAGAAUUUCCUUAGGCUUCUUCGGCCGUAAGAGGAUACCCAGGCCUGCAAUGACAGGACACUACCUGCUCAACGUGUCCACAUAUGGCCGAGGACCAGAGAGCAGGAGACUGCAGCAGUCCGCCAUCCCAAACAUGUCAGUGUUGGCUUUUAAAAGGGAAGGCACAGAAGGAGAGGAGGCGGCUAGGGAUGAAGAACCAGCCAGGAAAGUUUUCUCUACUGUUUCUGGGGUCAAAACGGAGCAGCAGGGAUUUUCAAUCAGCAACUUUGAUGAAACGACGAGUAUGCAGCAUUGCUCCAACGUAAAGACUGAGCCUGGAUCAGAGGACAGUGCAGCAGAAAACAACAGCACCAGCGGGACAGCCAAAGACACCAGCUCUCAUUAUCUGCCACAACCAAGGCAAGCCGACUUCUGCAAUAGUAAUCCAGGAAACUCCGAGCCAUAUCUUCCCACAGUGGACCCCAGUCACCAGCGGCCGUCUGCCUUUCAAACCCAGAGAACGCUCGAUAAUCAGGAAGCCGUAUCGGCGUCAUGCUACGGCGGCACUAUCAGCAUGUCUGUACCUCACUCUUUAAACCACAACACCGCAGGCAGCGGCUCCUCUACAGCCUCCACAGAGGCCGACAGCAGCAUCAUGUCCUUCUCAGUGACAGUCACCACCAUCCCCGCCGGUCACUCUUUAGACCACGGAAACCAGGGCCAGCCCUCGCCCGAGCAGGCCUUCAUGGAGGGCUCCAGCAUGGACGACAUGCAGUCUAAAUGCUACUGCCGACUGAAGGCUAUGAUCAUGUGUAAAGGCUGCGGAGCCUUCUGCCAUGAUGACUGCAUCGGGCCCUCCAAACUCUGUGUGUCAUGUUUAGUAGUACGAUGAUGUGACAUUAAUAAUAAUCUAAGGAGAGCGUGCAGUAGUUGGGAUUGAAGAGGUUUCUCAGAGUAAAUCAUGUCUGCAGAGGAGCAGACAGCCGAGGGUCCUGAUGGAGAGAUUUACACUGGAGGCUCGUAGUUUCACCAACAUCUGUGGAGAAGUGUUUGGUAGAAAUGUCAGCUUUCAAUCAAUCAGUAGUCUGUCAGCUCUGACAGUGUUUGCACUCGGGUAGGAUUAGUGUGAUAUAUUUUUAUAAAUAUAUAUAUAUAUAUAUGUGUGUAGUUUUUAAAGAGGAGGGAAAAUGAAUGUUGCUAUUUUUGUAGAACAUAAUGACUGUUGUGUUUUAGACUGACACUUUUUAUUAUUGGACCUAAUCAGUUAUGGUUAGAGGCAAAAAAAAGGGCGUAAAUGAUAAUCAUGGUUGUAGAGUACCUCCUAUUUGGCAUUUAUGCUCGCAUGGCAGGGAAGUGCAACUUACAGUAACUAUUUUAUAUAAAAUAACUGUACAUUUAUUACUGAACACUCAGAGUUAAACCUAGGAAGAACAUUUAAAAAGAGAAUAUGAAAGGAAUUUAAAUAAUACAGACAGGUUAGAAUUGCACAUCAUUUCUGACAGUUAGAAGGGGAAGCACUUGAAAUCAACCUGGAUAUAUAUAUGGGUAAAUAUCUGAUAAAUAUAUGAUAAAUGUCUGGUUGAUUUAUGGUCAGGAUUACGGCACUUAGAUUCAGAGACGGGGAAACAUCCUGAAUAGAAAAAGCCGACAUGUUUAUUUCUUUCAGUGAACUGAGAUGUUUUCUAUUCCAGUUUAAGGUCAGAGUCUCCUUUUACUUUGUUUUUUUUUGUUUGUUUGUUUGUUUGUUUUCUGUAGAUAAAUUCUCCUGUCAGGUGUUUUCCCUUACUAGUGCGAUUCCUAUAAAAGUAUUGAUCCCUGUAGAUGUUUUACCCUUUAAUGGUUUUAUAAAUCAAUCAUAGUCAAUAUUAUUUGGCGUCUUUGGAUGAAAAUAAAAAGACUCUUUAAUGUCAAAGUGAAA
This is a messenger RNA of Cheilinus undulatus (humphead wrasse), 4748 nucleotides long. It is a transcript of the gene asxl2, whose product is annotated as ASXL transcriptional regulator 2. Gene Ontology annotation, biological process: animal organ morphogenesis; positive regulation of transcription by RNA polymerase II. Gene Ontology annotation, molecular function: DNA binding; chromatin binding; peroxisome proliferator activated receptor binding. Gene Ontology annotation, cellular component: PR-DUB complex. The transcript has 13 exons. The coding region runs from base 75 to 3722 and encodes 1215 amino acids. NCBI's taxonomy places the organism in Eukaryota, Metazoa, Chordata, Actinopteri, Labriformes, Labridae. The record is from RefSeq and is a predicted model, not a curated record.